Thamnophis elegans (Western terrestrial garter snake) is the source of this 446-nucleotide messenger RNA. RefSeq names its product C-C motif chemokine 4-like. The annotation marks the transcript as partial. The record is from RefSeq and is a predicted model, not a curated record. Gene Ontology annotation, molecular function: CCR chemokine receptor binding; chemokine activity. Gene Ontology annotation, cellular component: extracellular region. The transcript is spliced from 2 exons. NCBI's taxonomy places the organism in Eukaryota, Metazoa, Chordata, Lepidosauria, Squamata, Natricidae. Gene Ontology annotation, biological process: G protein-coupled receptor signaling pathway; cellular response to type II interferon; monocyte chemotaxis.
UCACCUUGGUUGCUCUUGAGCUGCCAAUCUCACACCAGAGAGUUUCCUGCCCACUCCGGGGCGGCUGGAGAGCUUCUCCCCCCCACCCCAACGGUGCGGCAUCCCUCAUUCUCUUCUCCCUUUCCUUCCCCAGUGGAUCCUGCGCCCAGCGUUUGCUGCUUUGCCUUCACGAGACGCCCCAUCCCGCUGAGCCUCUUGAAAUCUUUCGAGUACGCCAACGGGAGAUGCCCGAAGCCGGCUGUCAUAUUCCACACAAAAAGAGGUAUACAGGUCUGCGCCGAUCCCUCAGAACAAUGGGUCCAGGAUCGCAUCCGUGACCUCAGCUCACCCUAAACGUGUUCCCUGCAAGGGGAGAGCAAGACCGCCCCGUUCCCCCCCCCCCCCGGUCUCUUGGCAGACCCCAUAAUCAAAGGAGGGGGAAAAACUAUUAUUAAAGGGAGUGCUGU